Molecule: messenger RNA, 1811 nt
Organism: Chaetomium strumarium
Lineage: Eukaryota; Fungi; Ascomycota; Sordariomycetes; Sordariales; Chaetomiaceae
Product: asparagine synthase-domain-containing protein
Exons: 4
Coding region: 50-1753 (567 amino acids)
Molecular function (GO): asparagine synthase (glutamine-hydrolyzing) activity
Source: RefSeq, a predicted model, not a curated record
CAUUUCAGCACAUCAAAAUACUCCCGCGCAACACGGAAGGCAUCACACGAUGUGCGGCAUCCACUUCGUCCUCUGCCCCUCCACUGCACAGCAAGCCGACCUCCCGCCAGAACUGAAAUGCCGCCUGCUCGCUCGCGGACCAGAUCACUUCGGCCAGGUUCACCGCCGCGUCUGCCCCCUGCAGCAUGCGAAUGCCGCCGGCUGGUCGCUGCGCUUCACCUCCACCGUCCUCGCCCUGCGCGGCAGCGACAGCGGGGACGGUGUCACGCGCCAACCGCUCGCCGAUGAAGCCACGGGCUCUGUUCUGUGUUGGAACGGCGAGGCGUGGAGGGUUGGCGGGGCGCGGGUUGGCGCCGGCGAGAAUGAUGCACGUGUCGUCUUUGCUCGGUUGCUUGCGGCCUCUACCUCCGGGCCUGCCUCGGCAGAGAGGGUGCUAGAUGCCCUGAGGCGCAUCGAGGGGCCGUUUGCGUUUGUCUAUUACGACGCGGUCGCCGGGAGCGUGUUCUUUGGGAGGGACAGGCUUGGGCGCAGAUCGCUCUUGCUGACGCAGCGGCCUGGCGUGGAAGGACAGGAGGCGCUGGAGCUGUGCAGUGUGGCGGGCGAGGCGGGGGACGGGUGGAGGGAGGUCGAGGCGGAUGGGAUUUAUGCCGUCAGGCUGGGCGAGGAGGGGAUAAGUCUGAUGCGGCAUGACUGGGUUGCAAGGGAGGACGCUGCUGAUUUCGUCUCCGGCAUUGGCAAGUUCAACAUGGCGCUCCCGCAUGGCAGUUGUGCGUUGACGCCAGAUUCACCUUCGGUGAUGGCGCUCAGGGACAAGCUGCUGGAAUCCUUAAGGUUGAGGGUUCUGAACAUUCCGCUGCCGCCAGCCUCUGACGCCGAUGGCAAGACACGAGUUGCCAUCCUGUUCUCGGGAGGGCUCGACUGUACCGUGCUGGCCAGAUUGGGCCACGAAGUACUCGAUGCGGACCAGGGGAUGGACCUGCUUAAUGUGGCAUUCGAGAACCCGCGAGUAGUUGCGCAACUCCACAAGCAGACUGGCCAUCUGACCGAUUAUUACGAGGCUUGCCCGGACAGGAUCACAGGGAGAAGAUCCUUUGCAGAGUUGCAAAGGGUUUGUCCAGGACGAGCCUUUCGGUUUGUGGCUGUGAACGUCCCAUACACGGAGACACAAGCGCAUCGCCAGCAGGUCAUCGCCUUGAUCCGCCCGCACAAUACUGAAAUGGACCUUUCUAUUGCACAUGCUCUCUAUUUUGCUGCCCGCGGCCAGGGAUUCUGCACGGUAAGCUCCAGUGCAGACUCGCCGCCGGUGUUUUACACGUCUCCCGCAAGGGUUCUUCUCUCUGGCCUAGGUGCCGACGAGCUCUUUGGCGGGUACUCCCGCCACCCCUCGGCCUUUCAACAACGAGGUUACGCCGGACUCAUCGACGAGCUUUUGCUUGAUGUCGGCCGGUUGGGCAAGCGGAACCUCGGCCGCGACGAUCGAGUGAUGGCGCACUGGGGUAAAGAGGUGAGGUUUCCGUUUCUGGAUGAGUGUCUCGUGGGGUGGGCCAUAGCGACACCGGCAUGGGAGAAGUGCGAUUUCGAGAACGGGGAGGAGGCCUCUGCUGUCGAGCCCGGUAAAAGGAUACUCCGGCUUCUGGCUCUGACGCUAGGUAUGGAGGGCGUGGCCAAGGAGAAGAAGCGUGCUAUCCAAUUUGGCUCGAGGACGGCCAAGAUGGAAAGUGGCCGCGUCAAGGGUACCACCGUCAUCUCAUAGGAUCGCGGCCUCCAGACGCCCGGCGGUGAUGAUACAUUACAGAUACUUCUGAGUCACG